Molecule: messenger RNA, 1293 nt
Organism: Cajanus cajan (pigeon pea)
Lineage: Eukaryota; Viridiplantae; Streptophyta; Magnoliopsida; Fabales; Fabaceae
Source: RefSeq, a predicted model, not a curated record
AUAGCAGUGAAUCAAAAUGGCAAAAAGAAAGAAAGAAAGAAAGAGAAAGGGAGAGAUAUAGAAGAAUAUAAUGGUAAGUGCAAACAAUGCAACUGUUUCUCUUUUUCACUUGGACCCAUUUCUUUAAUAUGCGAAAGAAUUAUAAGUACUAAUUAAGUAGUUCACAGCUCAACCCAUCCACCCCCUAUAUUUCAAAGCUCUAUUCACCACAUUUUUCCUUCACAAUAAUUUCUCUCCUCUUUCUCAUAUCCCCAAUGGACAUGGAACAAUCUAACCCUCUAGAAAGUGAAGUGCAACCAACUACCUCAUCAUCAUCCUCUAUCACCAUUACUUGCUCCAAUGAAGAAGCCACUAAGGAAAAGAAGAAGAAAAAGAAGAGAGGGAAUAAUGAAGGGAAACACCCUACGUAUAGAGGAGUGCGCAUGCGUCAAUGGGGCAAAUGGGUAUCCGAAAUCAGAGAGCCAAGGAAGAAAUCAAGAAUUUGGCUUGGAACUUUUCCCACGCCGGAUAUGGCGGCUCGAGCCCACGACGUCGCGGCUCUCACCAUCAAAGGCAGCUCGGCUUACCUCAAUUUCCCCGAAUUAGCCGCCGAGCUGCCCCGCCCCGCCACCACCUCCCCUAAGGACAUCCAAGUCGCGGCGGCCAAAGCCGCUGUGCUUGAUUUCGGCCACCGGAGCCAUGAAGCCGAGUCGGAGCUGAGCCGAGCCGUUUCCUCCUCAAGCCUCACACAAGCUUCAUCAUCUUCCAAUUGUUCAUUGAACGGUGAGGAUGACACAUUCUUGGACCUUCCUGAUCUCUCUCUUGACUUGACCCAUGGUGGUGCUGAUGAGUUUCAUUAUUCAUCGGCUUGGCUUGUAGCCGGAGCCGAACAGGGUUUCCGGCUUGAAGAGCCUUUUUUAUGGGAAUCAUAUUAACAAGUUUCCUUACUCAAGUAGGCCAAUUUCCUUUUUUCAUGUUUGUGCUCCUCUCUUUUUUCUUUGUUCCUUUCACUUUAAUUUGGGCUACUUGAUAGAACCUUCAAGCAUGACGUGGGGUGUCAAAAUAUGAAGUUUUUCAUACUCAGUUUCUUUCUGCAAGAAUUCAUGUAAAUAUUCCCUAAAAAAAUCAUCUACCAUUAAUAUUUGAGAUAAGGUAAUAAUUAAAUUGCAUGCCCCCGCAUCAUAUUCCUCAAUUUGUUGUAAAUUUCCUCACCUGUCAUAUGUACAUCCUCCCCUUUGUCAAAAUUUAGUCUAAUCAUCAUGUAAGGGUGAAACUGGAAUAAAAUUCAGCUGGGUUUUUUUAUUUUUAUUUUUA